Messenger RNA from Gamsiella multidivaricata, 2342 nucleotides. RefSeq lists its product as uncharacterized. The transcript has 5 exons. The record is from RefSeq and is a predicted model, not a curated record. Lineage: Eukaryota; Fungi; Mortierellomycota; Mortierellomycetes; Mortierellales; Mortierellaceae. Bases 285 to 2342 code for a protein of 685 amino acids.
CAACUUUCAGCUUGUAUAUGAAGAAAGAGGAAGCUCCCAAUCUGAAUGCCACCAUCUCCUGUGCCUUGCUCUGAUGGUGGCAAAAGCUACACGCACUGAAAACAGUGGCAACGCACACGCACACAUCACUUUGGCAGACCUCGUCUCAUUCUUGUCUGGUUCUCUCCUCUCUUGUUCUCCUCGUCCUCUUUUCUGCCAUUGUGCUCUCUUCAUUCUUCCCCUGUUCUCCUCCAUACGCCAACGAACUGCGCUGCCUGAUCACUCCAUCACCCUUAGCUUCGACCAUGCCCGACCUCACUCUCUUCUGUCUCACCGACGGAGAACCCAUAUCGAACGCAUUUCCAGUCUCGAUACCAUCUAUGGACGCUAUCGGUAACCUCAAGGAUCUCAUCAAGGCCAAGAAAACGCCAAAAUUUGACGACCUCGCUGCAGAUGAGCUUACGCUCUGGCGUGUCUCGGUUCCUGUCGUCGCUACCAACAUCCGCAAUGCGGUUUUCCUGAACGAGAUUAAUUCCAAGACGGAACUCAGUCCAAUGGAUGAUGUCUCUGGUGUCUUUCCAAAUACGCUAGCCAAGAAAACAAUUCACAUCAUUGUGCAGCGACCUUCGCGAGCCCAACCGCCUCCUGUCAGCGAUUACAUUUCUCAGAAGAGGCCAACUGCUGAAGAACUGGAUUUGCCGAGCAACAAAAAAAUUCGUAUAACCGAACGCUGGAAACAAUAUACGGCCUCUGAUGGAAAGGCUGUCGACCUACCUUCUUCGUGGAUCGAAAUUCUCAUGCUGGAGCUUUGGGAAGAUAUGCGAGGCGACAAAGACAGAACGUACAGACGAGUCCUAUCCGGGCCGAUGGGCGUUGGCAAGUCUUAUCUGUCCUAUUUCCUUGCGGCAAGGGCGUAUGCGGAAGGAUGGCUCGUCCUCUACAUUCCGGAUGCGGGGCUAUUGCACACGGAAACGGAGGAGGAGUCAAAGCUGGAGCUGGUCAGGCGAUUCCUGGCACUCAACAAAGACAUUUUGACCGGCAACGAAUUGGAGAUGCUUGUAAACGAGUACAACGGCAAAUACCACGUUUCAACGCACGCUGUCUGGGCGAUCUUCCGAGAUUUGCUCAUGUCGUGGGAUCGGAAGACGCUGCUGCUUGUUGACGAGCAUGGAAAAUUGUUCGAAAAAGAGCCUUACGUGCCGGUAAAGCUCAAGUCGCUGAAUCAUCUGUUGCCGUACCGCUGGUGGGGAGAAGACGCCAAGGGGUCCCGGGUGAUUUUCACAGGCACCGCGCACGCCAAAUACGAAAUGACUAUCCUGGACGAGAGCUAUAGGCGGGCGUCAGUGGUUUUUGUAGGCCCCUUAUCAAAGAAUGUAUUCUCCAACCUGCUGGACACGUACCCUCGCCUGAGAGCACCAGCCAUCAGAAGAAAAGUGACAGAAAUCACGAACUGUGUGCCACGGGAGCUGGUGUAUCUGUCAGCCAACGUCAAGGAUCUCCCAGAUCCGAUCUCCGUGGACGACCUUCAAAAAUGGACGGAAAGCCGAACCAAAGAUUUCCUAUCGACUGCAAAGAUGUACUACGUCAGUCGCGGUCCCUUUAAGAAGGAACGAUUCUACACAGUCCUUCUACAAACGUUUCUGGGCAGCACAAGCAUAGUCGAUUUCGAAUGGGACUUCUUGGAUCUAGGACUCAUUUAUCGGAGCAAGGAUGUUGGCAAGAUCGGGACUCAACACCACAUUUUAUGCAGCCCCGCCCAGCAAGCUCUUCUAGAGCUGUUCAAGACGCUUCCACUACCUGAGGAUACCAAGGAACGAAUUUGUCACGGCAGCCUCACUCAUAUGUACCACCAAACCAAUCGUGCUCAAUGCGACAGAUCUCAACGGCAGGAACCCGACUAUCAUUUCACUGGAUUUUCCCACUGUGCUACCCUCCAAAUCGGCAGGACUUCUCUUGGAUCCGGUCACGAAAACGUUCUGACCCGCGGCUACGAAGGAUAUCCUCGGUUUGACUUCAUGCUUGGACCGCUGUUCAUUCAGGCAUCCAUCAGCGACUUUGGACAACACAAUAAGAAGGACUCGGCAGACAUCCGCAAGGCUUUCAACGACAGGGAUAACGAGGGAACGAAUCAGAUUGAGCGUUACCUAAAUGAUGUGUUUGGUUCCGGUCACUCCGCGAAGAUAGAGGACAACAGGUUUGUUGUCACCAGGGACGGUGCGCCUGUGCCUGGAUUUCGCAUAGUCUACAUCCGUGGCUCUCCCGGCAUACCUGCGCACCGCGAGUUGGUUAACAAGCUCCCUGAUCUUCUACAUAUCACCUUUGAGGAACUCACGGAGAAACUUUUCAAGAAUAUAGCUAUAUAG